AUGAGUGCGCUUGGCCCCACUCCCGGCCCUGGUCUCUACUACAUUGAUGACAGAGGAGCCCGGCUGAAAGCCCCUCUUUUUUCCACGGGAAGCGGAAACACGUAUGCCUAUGGAAUCCUGGACAGUGGCCACCAGCCCGAUCUUAGUGUGGAGGAGGCCUAUGAGCUCGGCCGAAGGGCCAUCUGCUAUGCCACCCAUCGUGACGCCUAUUCGGGCGGGGUGGUAAACAUGUACCACAUGAAGGAAGAUGGCUGGAUCCGUGUCGGGCGGACGGAUGUCAGUGACCUGCUCCACCAGUAUGUGGAGGAGAAGAAAUGAGAUGGGCAGAUGACCGCAAGCAUGGAGAUCUUCUGAUACUCAGGGCUGACAGAGAGGAAAGGGAUGGGGGACCGUCCCCCCUGUCUUUUCACGGGGCAACAAUAAACCGCAU
Messenger RNA from Protobothrops mucrosquamatus (brown spotted pit viper), 430 nucleotides. Its product is annotated as proteasome subunit beta type-8-like. The transcript is spliced from 3 exons. The record is from RefSeq and is a predicted model, not a curated record. Bases 1 to 318 code for a protein of 105 amino acids. Gene Ontology annotation, cellular component: proteasome core complex. Lineage: Eukaryota; Metazoa; Chordata; Lepidosauria; Squamata; Viperidae. Gene Ontology annotation, molecular function: threonine-type endopeptidase activity.